AUGGCCAUAAUUCAUAUCAGUUUCUCUUCUUCAUCUGUUAUUUGCUUAACCAUCCUGUUCUUGUUCUCCAAUAAUGCAGUGAAUGGCAAGUCCCGGCCCUUGCUGGAGUCUUUGGGGUUUAAGCAUGAGAAGAUAACCCACCUUCACUUCUUCUUCCAUGACAUUGUUAGUGGUAGUAAUCCAACUGCAAUUAAGGUUGCCCAACCAAGCAGCACAAAAAACUCACAAUUUCCGUUUGGUACAAUUGUCGCGAUCGAUGAUCCAUUGACAGAAACGCCAGAGUUGAAUUCUACACUUGUAGGAAGAGCUCAGGGGCUGUACACAUUGGCGGCACAAAAUGAGUUAGCACUGUUGAUGACCUUAAACUUUGUUUUUACAGGAGGGAAGUACAAUGGUAGCACACUUAGCUUAUUCGGGAGGAAUCCGGUUCAAUCAGCAGUGAGAGAGAUCCCUGUGACGGGAGGGACUGGGAUUUUCCGAUUGGCUCGUGGCUACGCUCAGGCAAAGACACAAUUCUUCAACCUAACAUCCGGGGAUGCUGUGGUCGAAUACAAUGUCUAUGUCAUCCAUUACUGA
Macadamia integrifolia is the source of this 576-nucleotide messenger RNA. Its product is annotated as dirigent protein 22-like. Bases 1 to 576 code for a protein of 191 amino acids. The record is from RefSeq and is a predicted model, not a curated record. Lineage: Eukaryota; Viridiplantae; Streptophyta; Magnoliopsida; Proteales; Proteaceae. The transcript has a single exon.